Messenger RNA from Clupea harengus (Atlantic herring), 867 nucleotides. RefSeq lists its product as uncharacterized. The record is from RefSeq and is a predicted model, not a curated record. Gene Ontology annotation, biological process: sterol biosynthetic process. Gene Ontology annotation, cellular component: endoplasmic reticulum. Gene Ontology annotation, molecular function: sterol 24-C-methyltransferase activity. Lineage: Eukaryota; Metazoa; Chordata; Actinopteri; Clupeiformes; Clupeidae.
ACGUGGGAAGACUCCUCCUCUUCCUAAAUGACAGGAUAAGGAAAGGAAUAGAGUGAAACAGGGUGAAUAUCCACCUGCGAAGUCCGAACGUCUUCAAAAAAUGUUUCUCAAAAGAUUAGGGCCACAACUUGGACGGCCCACACGAAGUGUCGCUGGAUGGCUAACCUCAAAGAUCCUAACUAGGCGCAACAGAGUGCUGGAGGAGAAUGCUGUGAAGCUGUGUGGCAUCUCCCCAGAUGACAGCGUCCUGGAGCUGGGCCACGGUCCUGGGGUUGGCUUAGAAGCAGCUGCAAGGCUCCUCUCUGGACCCAAAGGGAAGCUCCUGGGGAUAGACUACUCUGAGUACAUGCACCAGAUAGCUAGUAAAAGAAUGCAGGAGCUCAUCACUAGUGGAAAGGUGACCCUGUACCACUGUGACGUGGCAUCCAUGCCCAUAGCGGAGAGCAGCGUGGAUAGGGUGUUCCACUGUAACUGCUACUACUUCUGGCCCGAUUUGAAGAAAGGCACCUUGGAGAUCAACCGCGUGAUGAGGACAGGUGGCCUCAUGGUGACAACCCUCAGGCUAUCCAACUUGGUAUACAUGGCACCUAAAAACGUUUUUACUGGGGAGAGCUGGCGUCCUGAAGUCUAUAUGGAGGCCUUACGGGCCACGGGAUUCUCAGAUGUGAGAAUGGAAAACAUAACAGACCAGCGGAUCACCUUUCAAGUUAUAGUUGCCACUGCUUCAAAAUGAAAAUGACAUUAUUUCAAAUGUGAAAUGUGAAGUGAUCUCAAUACACGUCUUCAUACUGAAGUGUCACUGGCCACUUAUUGAUUGUAAAUGUUGUGUUGUCAGUAAAAAUAAAAGAUAUAAUGUUUGAACCAGCA